Molecule: messenger RNA, 333 nt
Organism: Microsporum canis CBS 113480
Lineage: Eukaryota; Fungi; Ascomycota; Eurotiomycetes; Onygenales; Arthrodermataceae
Exons: 2
Coding region: 1-333 (110 amino acids)
Source: RefSeq, a predicted model, not a curated record
AUGUCGGGACAAAAAGCACUCGACCCUGCCUUCCCCGGUGCGGUAUUUCACUUCCUCCAGGUCUCGCCAUAUUCACUUUUCCAAAUCCUUGCAAUAUCCUCUGCAACAUCAUCGCUGAUAUCUUUCCAAGGGCCACCACUGUCCAAGCCGCGGGUAUUAAAGGCGUACUUAAUUCUCCAGGAUACUGUUAACGGAAUUUCAAGCCCAGGUGUGGAACCAAUUUCUGGCUCGAUCAUGCCUGGCUCUCCAGAAGCUGUACGCAGAUUAUUUUCGCAACUACAAAGUCGACGUCAAGCUCUUUACCACCACCAAUUCUCCCUGCUACGCCAAUAA